Molecule: messenger RNA, 1958 nt
Organism: Kockovaella imperatae
Lineage: Eukaryota; Fungi; Basidiomycota; Tremellomycetes; Tremellales; Cuniculitremaceae
Exons: 12
Coding region: 1-1716 (571 amino acids)
Source: RefSeq, a predicted model, not a curated record
AUGACCCAUCUCACCCCCACAUCUCUCCUGUUCUUCUCCAUGGCCAUAGUGAUUAGCUAUGUCUACUUCUGGUGGCAUCUGUGGUACUACGACCGCUUCGUAUCCAUCUUUCCGACCCGUCGUCAAGCGUUCAAAUGUAUCAUGACUUGGUUGUAUCUAGCGACGCACAUGUUGUAUGGCACAUUCGCCAUGGUUCUGACCUGUAUAAAGUACAGUGUGGGGUAUAUGACAAUUCCCAAUGUUGGGACCAUUCCCACUCCGUACCUUCGAUGGCCGCACCAUUUUCAAGUCCUAGUAGCGCCAUUGUACUUCGUUCUCGCGGCUGCUUUAGUCCUGCACGUAUCGAAGAGACGUGCUACUGGAUCCACCUCGCUCAAUCCAUCCGUGGCCGGUCUAUCAAAUCGUGGCUUUCUUCAAAAAUGGUUCAUGGUCUGGUUCAUAGGGUCCAUCGGCGGAGCGAUGAGCAUCUUUGCGGCAGCGGUGCCGUUCAGAGAUGAUCCGCAACAGAUGGAAACGAACAUCCUCUUCGCGGCCGCGAUCUGGACCGUCGUCGCUACUAUUGCUUCGGUCUACGUCGUUGUCAAGUUCCCCGAGCUCAUUCGUCAAGUGAUCUUCUGCAUACCUUUCCUAGCCAUUAGCAUCGACGGUCUAACGUCACAGCACGAGAUAGGACAUCGAGAGUAUCUUACAGACUUGUUACUCAUGGUGGGCUUCUUUGGCCUCUUCGCACGCAGCAUUUUGUCUAUCCUCAUCCUAUUCCCACCGAUGAAGCGUUUCGGUUCGUCAGAACGGUCAACGACCAUAACUCUCAUCCAUUCGUCACCUGUCAAGCUCGGACCUAGCCACUUCACCAAAUCGUUGGUAGAGAUCGAGGAUGCUAGACAGAAGGAAAAUGAACAGAUCAAAUCACAACUGAGCAUCGUCGCUCCGUUCGCCACGCCGCCUGCGACUCCCAUUCCCUAUGAUGCAAAAUCCUGGGAAGCAGAUCAAAAAGACCAGAUGGAAGAUUAUAUCCGCGCCAAAAGACCGGUCCAACAGGCUCAGGUCAGGGAGCACCAAAGUGCGACUCAGGAGGCCUUCUCGCGACUCGGUUCUCCACUUCAAGCUCUUCGUAAUCCGUUUCAAGGCAACGAGUCUCGUCGCGAGUUGCCAUCUGCAGGUUCCCAUCGAGAGGGUUUCGGGGAAGACGCUGCGGGCAAGCAAUAUGCUUGGAGUAUGCUGGCGGACCAUCUGAGAUUGCCAGAGACCGCCAUGGGCUUGAUGAGUAUAGAGAUGACGGAGACGAACAAGAAGUGGCGAGAAGCACAGAGAAAGGUAGAGCAGCAGUUCUUCCCGGGAACCAUGACCCAGACCCAACGAGAAAUGACCAUCCGAUUCAAAGAUCACUCCGAGCGAUUUCGAUCUCCUAGACCCAGUGUGGAUCCAUCAGAGAACGAGCGACCAGGUCCUCGUCGAGCCUCAUCACCUGGUACAACUCCUGAACCUGGACCACCUGUGCCUAUCCUCCAGCUGGACGACUCUGUCUUGUACCCUUCCUAUGCCGCGGAUGGCCUUCCAACGGGCCAAUCUGGUCAAUUUGCACAUCGAUGGUCUGGCGCCUCCGCCCGAGCGAGCAACACCGGCACCUCCACCAACGGCACGACUACUACGCCCAGAGGUCGACAACAUUCGCUCAAGCGCAAGGCUUUACCAAAACUGCCUUCAACUUCCCUAUGAUGCAGCUGCCUCUGGGCAUAGGGUAUGGGCUGGGAAUCCAGGAGGAUCCGGAGGACAGAGUGAAAUUGCCAGACACAUCCUCUCGGAUUUCGCCGAAGAGCUUGCGAAAGGAGCGGAUUUGAGCUCACGUUCAGGACAACACUCCCAAGCGUGAUUGGAUCGACUGGAUCAGUCUGCUGCGCCGCUUAUCGGCUUUUGAUCAUGAGCAAGGCGUCUCUAUUCUCAAGCCUUCACAAGCAUGC